UUAAAGAGGCAAUCUCGAAGGUCUUCAUCCUCUCUGCAGUCAUUUAAUUGAUCGAUCGAGAUUCAGGUGAUCCGCUAGUACUCCUUACUGCAGCCUUGGUUGAGUCUGAUCUGAAGCCGAUCACUGGACAUCAGUUGUAUCAGUACGCCCAUGCCAUUGAGCUCAGACUUCUGUCCUCUCGAUCGUUAGCUCUUCUUCAUUUAUCAUCCACCAACACUCGUGUCCAUGAGUUCCUCCUCCUCACACUGAAGUUCGGCCAGCAAAGUUUUAGCUGCCACGGAUGGAUUCCUCAUGAUUGAUUCUGGAGACUUAGACGUACACGAUCAGCAGCAUUGGCAGCAGUCCAAAGCAUUUCUCGUGCAGCGUACUCUUGUCACGAGAUCGAUGGUUGAAGACGAUGGACAACUACAACUCGAUGUCUAAAGCGAGCACUACUGCCUCUGCUGCAGCUGCAACCCAUGGUCAUUUCAUACAGAUUCGUGAUUUCUCAUCCUCCUCAAAUUCCCCGCUUUCCAGAAUGUCUGAGGUUCCAGAGAUGAGACGAGUCUUUCAAAAGCUGGACGAGAACAACGAUGGCAUGAUUUGCACUCGAGACCUGUUUCAGUUUAUGACACGAUUGGGCUUCCAUCUAUCAGAGGAGGAAGCAGCUGCGAUGCUACAGAGCGUCGACACCAAUCGCGAUGGUAGAGUUGAUUUCGAAGAGUUCCUCUCUUUGCAUAUGUCCAAGUGUGUCGAGGAGGCCACCACUUUCAGUUCAGACAGCCUUCCUGCUGAAUCUACCGUCGACGACGAUGAAGAGGAUGAAGACACGUUGCUCGAAGCCUUCCGCGUGUUCGACAAGAAUGAAGAUGGCAUUAUCACUGCUCACGAGCUGCAGACAGUCCUUUUGGACUUGGGGUUCCCAGAAGGCAGAAGUUUGAAGAGCUGUGAGAAGAUGAUCCAGAACGUGGACAUUGAUGGAAACGGUGCGGUUGACAUCAAGGAGUUCAAGCUUUUGAUGAGGUCCAAGUGCCUCUUUUGAAGAAAUCUUCCCCCCCUCGUUUCCGAGAUCCCAAUGAAUUGGUCGAUCAAGUAGGUCCCUAGCUCAACGUAGCAAGAGACUUGAUUCUUCAUCUUUCCCUAUCAAAGUACUCUUGAAAAGCCUUAGGAUAUUCAGAGAAGAAUGGAUGCUUUCUUAGAUAGCAUAAGUUUCAUCUGUACACUUACGAGUCACCAAGAGAAGCAGAGAAAUUUGUCUCGUGUCUAUAUACACAGUCGAAUGAAAUUUCUUCAAAUCCCAUCAGAUGUAGGGACAACAGAGGCUCUCUGCUCCACUGCACUAGUUUGUGGAGAAACAGACGGCGACAGUCAUUCUAUUUACCCUUCAAUUCUCGAUGAUGGCAGCAGUCAUGAUUUCCAG
Messenger RNA from Marchantia polymorpha subsp. ruderalis, 1399 nucleotides. The record is from the annotation of a GenBank genome assembly. NCBI's taxonomy places the organism in Eukaryota, Viridiplantae, Streptophyta, Marchantiopsida, Marchantiales, Marchantiaceae.